CCACUGUGUGGUCUGCGUGGCGUGCGUGGCGCGCUGAUCUAGAAGAGCUGGACCUGGGAGGUGUGCGAGUGCUGGCUGCGAGAGAGUUUGGCAGACAUGGCUCCUACCGCACGGGCCGCCGAGUCCGAGUAUCCUAAAGGCAUCCGGGCCGUGCUGCUAGGGCCUCCCGGGGCUGGUAAGGGAACCCAGGCACCCAGAUUAGCUGAAAACUUCUGUGUCUGCCAUUUAGCCACUGGGGACAUGCUGAGGGCCAUGGUAGCUUCUGGCUCAGAGCUGGGGAAAAAGCUGAAGGCAACGAUGGACGCUGGGAAGCUGGUGAGUGAUGAAAUGGUAGUGGAGCUCAUUGAGAAGAACUUGGAGACCCCUUCCUGCAGAAAUGGCUUCCUUCUAGAUGGCUUCCCUCGGACCGUGAGGCAGGCAGAAAUGCUUGAUGGCCUGAUGAAGAAGAGGAAAGAGAAACUUGAUUCUGUGAUUGAAUUCUGCAUCCCAGACUCCCUGCUAAUCCGGAGGAUCACUGGAAGGCUGAUUCACCAGAAGAGCGGCCGAUCGUACCAUGAGGAGUUCAAUCCCCCGAAGGAGCCCAUGAAAGAUGAUAUCACAGGGGAGCCCUUGAUCCGUCGAUCCGAUGAUAAUGAGAAAGCCUUGAAAAUCCGCCUGGAAGCCUAUCACACUCAGACUACCCCGCUUGUGGACUACUACAGGAAACGAGGAAUCCACUCUGCCGUCGAUGCCUCCCAGACCCCUGAUGUUGUGUUUGCAAGCAUCCUAGCAGCCUUCUCCAAAGCCACAUGUAAAGACUUGGUUAUGUUUAUCUGAUGUUGGGUUCCCUGUGAAGGGGAUGGCUGGGAAUGGUAGGACAGGCAGGCGCUCCCUUCCUCCAGCUAGCGAGAAUAUCCUAUGAUGUACUGAUUAAAACGUAUUUGCUGGGUGCAUCCUGGGUGUGUGUGCACCUCUCAUCCCAUCUGUGUGUGUGGGGGUCUGUGUGGAAAAGCUGGUGUUCACUCUCCUGCUUUCUAAGUUCAGGGCUGGGUUGCUUUACCAACUGUUAUAUUUGUUUGUUUGUUUUUAUUUUUGUUUUUUGAGACAGGGGCUUGGUUUCACUAUUAAUUCAGGCCGAGUUUGAAUUUACUGUAUAAUCUAGGCUGGCGUCAAACUCACAGCAGUCCUCCUGUCU
Molecule: messenger RNA, 1174 nt
Organism: Octodon degus (degu)
Lineage: Eukaryota; Metazoa; Chordata; Mammalia; Rodentia; Octodontidae
Gene: Ak2
Product: adenylate kinase 2
Exons: 6
Coding region: 97-816 (239 amino acids)
Biological process (GO): ADP biosynthetic process
Cellular component (GO): cytoplasm; mitochondrion
Molecular function (GO): AMP kinase activity; ATP binding
Source: RefSeq, a predicted model, not a curated record